UGACUAAGCGGCGACACUGCAUGACGCGUCCGCGUUGUCUUUAUGUCAUAACCACAGAAGAGCGAGCUCAAAGUAAUUUCGCGCACUCGAGAAGCUUGGGCCAUACAACGUAGUUCCUCAGUUGUGAUAUUAUUGGAGUACAUAGGCCUGCUGUUAAUCACAUUACCAUAAAGAAGACAGGCGAAAAUGCAGAAAGAAUGGAAGUUGAUCAGGUUUCACGUUUCCUCUGCUUCAUGGAUCAAGAACAACUUGUCGCACACAUCAGUGCAGAAUUUUCUCCAAGUCAAUAUCCAGCGCAUUCUGAGAAAAUGUGGCCUUUGCUGAAACAUAUCCUUCAGGAAAUGCACUCCAUAUUCACUUCAGAUCUCGUUAAAGGCGGAGUUCUUCUAGAAGUGGGUUGUGGUCCCUGUAUGUAUACGGCUAUGGCAGCGUCAGUGGCAUUCCAGCAUAUCGUCAUGGCCGACCUAGUGCCUGCCAACAUCCGGGAAGUGCGCAAGUGGGUGGACGCUGCGCCCGACGCCAAGGACUGGACGCCGUUCGCAAAGCGUCUUGCCGUUAUCGAAGGACAUGCGGAUGUACAGUGCGGCGCCGGCGAUAUCAUUGCGAGGACGCGCAAUGCAAUUUGCGAAGUGACGCUCUGCGACAUUUCCAAGCCUGAUGUUUUGUUGGGCCCCGCUAAGAAAACACAGUUCGACGCUGUAGUCGCCUGUCUAUGCUUGGACAGCGGCUCAGUGAACCAAGCCGCACACGAGGUGGCAGUAGCCAACCUCACCAAACUGAUAAAACCCGGUGGCGUCCUCGUAGCUUGUGGAGUCAUGGGAAAUCCCAGCUUCACCGUCUGCACGAAAACAUUCUCGUCGCUAAGCUCCAGCGAAGAUUCCAUAAAGAGUUCCUUCACCAAGGCGGGCCUCACCGUGGAGCAUUGGAGCAGCGAAGAAGGCUUACCCAGCAUGCAGCCUUACAUCAGCUACGAAGCCACGUACGUUAUAGUGGGACGCAAGCAGUACGGGGAAAAUGGUACUGUGGUGUAAAACAUAGAUGAUGAUGACUGAAUGCUUGCUCAUAUUGCUAUUAUUUCGGCAAAAUACAACGGAUUGUACAAAUUGUUUUAUGUUUAGAAAAACAUUUUUUUUUCGCGCAGAAGAGCACAACUGGUCAAUGUUCGUUCUGUAAAGGUUUACCUGUGCUAAUAAAAACGUAGUCAGGGAAAGUGAAGAUCAGCAGGUGCGCACAAUCACAGUUGAAAUUUCACUGAAUGAAGUAUGGCAUAUACACAGUGAACAUUUUGGUUGUCGUAAUUAAAACAUCCAUCUGGUCACCUAGCUCAUUUCGCGCUACGUCUUCAAGGUUACGACAUCCGUGUAGUCUAUCAAACAGGCCGCAAGCAUUCAGAUGCCUACGCUGUGAAUUCAGUGUAGUAUGGUAUAGUAGAGUAGUACAGUAUAGUUAUUACAUCCGGCGUUGUCGUUAAUCCAAGGACGUACGCGCGGGGCGUGGUGCUCUAAAAGGACCUAGACUGUCUGGACGCUAAAACGUGUUCAUUCUUACUAUGAAUAAACAUUUCUCCGAGA
Molecule: messenger RNA, 1571 nt
Organism: Rhipicephalus microplus (southern cattle tick)
Lineage: Eukaryota; Metazoa; Arthropoda; Arachnida; Ixodida; Ixodidae
Product: nicotinamide N-methyltransferase-like
Cellular component (GO): cytosol
Molecular function (GO): N-methyltransferase activity
Source: RefSeq, a predicted model, not a curated record